This is a messenger RNA of Rattus rattus (black rat), 383 nucleotides long. RefSeq names its product zinc finger protein 120-like. Lineage: Eukaryota; Metazoa; Chordata; Mammalia; Rodentia; Muridae. Gene Ontology annotation, biological process: regulation of DNA-templated transcription. The coding region runs from base 73 to 291 and encodes 72 amino acids. The record is from RefSeq and is a predicted model, not a curated record. The transcript is spliced from 3 exons.
GCCAUUUGCGGUGCUGUACUUUAAUCUCAUGCUGUGUACUGAGGGAACUUAGGCAAGCUCUGAAGCUGCAACAUGGCCAGUGUAUGCUCACUGCUCACAAAGGCGGUGACAUAUGAGGACAUUCAUGUGAACUUUACUCGGGAAGAAUGGGCUUUGCUGGAUCCUUCCCAGAAGAGUCUCUACAGAGAUGUGAUGCUGGAGACCUACGGGAACCUCACUGCUGUAGGCUAUUACUGGAAAGAUCACAGUAUUGAAGAAAAUUGUCAAAAUUCUAGAAGACAUGGAAGGUAAUUUUUUAGUGCAUUCUGAGCCAAAUAUGCCCCUCAAGAAAUUUUAAUGUUUUCUUGAAGUUUUAGUUAAGAGCCUCACCCUAAAUCAGCAGA